Notothenia coriiceps (black rockcod) is the source of this 331-nucleotide messenger RNA. RefSeq names its product collagen alpha-1(XIX) chain-like. Lineage: Eukaryota; Metazoa; Chordata; Actinopteri; Perciformes; Nototheniidae. The transcript is spliced from 4 exons. The record is from RefSeq and is a predicted model, not a curated record. The annotation marks the transcript as partial.
UCAAAAUGGCGCGCUGAAGUCCAUUUCCGUGUCACUACCGGAGGACGGAGGAGUCGAGGAGGGGAAAUGAGAGAAUUGAGAAACCUCUAGUGUUUUCUGCAGAGUAAUGGAUCCUUUUCUCUGGAUGUUUCAGGGGGGGGGCGGGCCUCCUGGACCCAGCGGACCUCAGGGCCUCCAGGGCUGUCCUGGAGUCAGAGGACAGAAGGGCUACCGAAGCGUCUCCGGGAACCGCGGCGGAGACGGAGACGACGGACUGGACGGAGUCUGUGGAGAACAGGGACUGGAAGGAUCAGAUGGAGCUCAAGGAGAAAGAGGAGACUCAGGAAACCCA